AUGGGCACAGCGGGUGUACAGACCCAGGAACUCAGCACAGCGUUGGUGGGAACCCCUCAUAAUGGGCACAGCGGGUGGACAGACCCAGAAACUCAGCACAGGGAUGGUGGGAACCCCUCAUAAUGGGCACAGCAGGUGUGCAGACCCAGGAACUCCGCUCAGGGAUGAUAGGAACCCCUCAUAAUGGGUGCAGCAGGUGUGCAGACCCAGGGACUCCGCUCAGGGAUGGUGGGAACCCCUCAUAAUGGGUGCAGCAGGUGUGCAGACCCAGGAACUCUGCUCAGGGAUGGUGGGAACCCCUCAUAA
Messenger RNA from Staurois parvus, 306 nucleotides. The record is from the annotation of a GenBank genome assembly. Lineage: Eukaryota; Metazoa; Chordata; Amphibia; Anura; Ranidae.